Molecule: messenger RNA, 930 nt
Organism: Lodderomyces pseudojiufengensis
Lineage: Eukaryota; Fungi; Ascomycota; Pichiomycetes; Serinales; Debaryomycetaceae
Gene: POP4
Product: RNase P/RNase MRP complex subunit
Exons: 1
Coding region: 1-930 (309 amino acids)
Biological process (GO): tRNA 5'-leader removal; rRNA processing
Cellular component (GO): ribonuclease MRP complex; ribonuclease P complex
Molecular function (GO): ribonuclease P RNA binding
Source: RefSeq, a predicted model, not a curated record
AUGACAAGCACAAACGAAUUGGAGAAAAAACUACUAACGAGAUGUUAUGAUUCAAAUAAUGAAAUAUUGCAAAUAUUAAAUUCACGUUAUUCAACAGAAGGGGAACAGAAACCAACCAUUUUAUUUAAACAUAUUGAUAAAUCUUCACCUAACACCAAGAAGAGAAAACUUGACGAUUCCACAAUUGAUGAUGAAAACGUAAUAUCUCCAGAAAGGAAACGUAAUACAAGAAAAGAAUUAAAAACAUAUAUCAACGACCAAUUGAACAAUCAAAGAAAACUUAUCAAAAAAAUCAAAAGUCUACAAAGAGAUAAAACAAUAAAACAAAUAGAUAUAUCAUCAUUACUAGAUAAAUAUAAUAUUUCCAAAUUUGAAAAAUUUAUUAAAAUGAAUGAAAUGUGGCAAUCAUAUAUCAAAGAUUUAUUAUCAACACCUCAAGGAAAAUUUCAAUUGAAUUCUCAAUUCAUAUUACCAAAAUUAGUAAAUGCAGAUUUUAAUGGUUGUUUAAUUACAGUUUUAAAAUCAAGAAAUACUAAUGUUGUUGGAAUUAGAGGGAUUGUUGUUUGGGAUAGUCAACAUCUGUUUAUUAUAUGUACACCAAGAGGUUUUCAAAGUAAAGAAUGGUUACAAAAGAAAGAAAAUGAGAACGACAAAGAAAUUAAUUCAAAAAAUGAAUUAUCCUCUUGUUCUGCUGCUGAAUUAGUUGGUGGAUUUAAAAUUAUACCUAAAAAAUAUACAUUAUUUGGAUUUGAAAUUAUAAUACCUAAAUCAAAAGAAAAUAAUGAAAAUGCAAUAAAUGAAAAUGCAACACAUGGAACUGAUGAUUUAGAAAGUUUACAAUUUACUAUUUUAGGUUCAAGAUUUGAAGUAAGAAGUAUUGAUCGAUCUUCAAAGAAGUUUAAAAAUCAUUCAAUUGAUGAUAUUUUAUGA